GUCAAAAACAGACGUUUACUCAGCAUCUCGACUACAGAAUUACCUCAGUAAACUUGGGAAGAAAAGUCGCAUUUUUACCCGCAUUCACUAAACGCGUCCGUUCUCAGGAUGCGGCUGUUUGGACUCAGCUCUUUAUUUUUAAUUUGACGUGACUGGACUGUGACGUAAAAUAAACCAUUAUUUAACAGAACAACACAAGUGGAAGUGUAUUAUCGUUGGUACUGUACGUCAAUAUCUGUAUAUGUGAUAUCAGAGGCAGGAGAGUAACGUACAGUGGAGUAAUAGGGUAUCUAGAGACGCGUCAUCAUUUCCGGGCUACCGAUCGCCGGUAGAGUGGAUCGGGACGCAGGAGCGCGAGGAGCGGGGAGCGGAGCGGUGUCUGUGUCCAUACCGAGACUGCUGGACGAUAGCAUGGCCGCCGGGAAGGCAGCUAGCAAACCGUCUCUCUGGCAGAACGAACGGGUCCGGUUCGCCGUCUGUUUCUGCGGGGUGUUCGUGUGUUACUUUUACUACGGAAUACUGCAGGAGACAAUCACACGGGCGGACUACACUCAUGCAGGGAAGAAGGAGAAGUUUCGUUACGCCACCACUUUAGUUUUCAUUCAGUGCAUCAUCAAUGCAGCUUUCGCCAGACUCUUAAUUCAGUUUUUUGAGGGCUCGAAGCAGGACCACACGAGGAGCUGGCUGUAUGGCUUGUGUUCUCUGUCUUACCUGGGAGCCAUGGUGUCCAGUAACUCUGCCCUGCAGUAUGUCAACUACCCCACACAGGUGUUGGGGAAAUCCUGUAAACCAAUUCCAGUGAUGAUUCUGGGUGUCACAAUCCUGAGGAAGAAAUACCCCAUGGCCAAGUAUCUGUGUGUGUUUCUAAUCGUCGGUGGUGUCGCCCUCUUCCUCUAUAAACCCAACAAAGGCUCCAGCACAUCAGAUGAACACGUAUUUGGUUUUGGAGAGAUGUUGCUGCUGCUGUCUUUGACUCUGGAUGGACUGACGGGUGUAGUUCAGGACCACAUGAGGGGCCGAUUCCAGACAGGGGCCAAUCACAUGAUGCUGAACGUUAACAUGUGGUCCACGCUGGUCCUAGGAAUAGCUGUGCUGUGGUCGGGUGAGGUGUGGGAGUUUUUGGCUUUUACUGACCGCUAUCCCAGCAUCAUCUAUAAUAUCCUCCUGUUUGGCAUCACUAGUGCUCUUGGACAGACGUUCAUCUUCAUGACUGUGGUGUAUUUUGGGCCGCUCACCUGUUCCAUCGUCACCACCACGCGCAAGUUCUUCACCAUCCUGGGCUCUGUUCUGCUGUUCGGGAACGUUAUCAGUCAUAUGCAGUGGUUUGGGACCAUCCUGGUCUUCCUUGGCCUCGGACUCGAUGCCAAAUUUGGAAAGUCUCCUAAAAAGACGACACACUGAAGACCGUAUGUGUAUGUGUGUGCGCUCACAUGUACGCCUGCGUUUCAACCCCUGAGACACUUGAUCCCAAAACACUUUAGCACACACUAUUCCAUCAGCACUGUUCUUCAGAGAUGACGUUUUAAGCACUCAGAAUAUUGUUAUUAUGCUGACGUUCGGAACAUUUAAUUAUGGGAUAUAUUUGCCCAUCAUUUCUCAAAAGUGGUAUCCAUGGUAACAAAGGGACAGUGCACUUGUGUCUAAUCAUAAUCUGUCAUGUUCAUAGAACAAAAAUCAGAAAGAGAAAGAUUCAUAUGAAGAUCUAGUUCAUAACUGUAAAAGUGCGCACACUUUCUGACUCCACAACAAGGGGCAAACACUAUUUUUUUUAAACUACCCCUGAUUUAUACUUUUGACAGAUUUAUAGAUCAAAAUCCCAGACAUUUAGGAAACAAUCGGUUCGUUUAGCCUUAAAUUAGGCAGUUUAUUUUGGAAAAUGUCUAGUUAUGGUCAUUGCAUUCCCCAGAAAGUGUGUGUGGUGUGUUUACUUUGUGUAUGUAAUGCACAAAUGCCUGUAUAGAUUAAUUAUUUGUCAAAACAUGGCUUUUUCAUACCAGAUGUCAUAUUUAUAUAUCGUUUCAUGUCCUGUAAAGAAAAAAAUGUUUAGAAGUUGACAUUUUUUACUAACGACGACAAAAAAUAUCCAUCUGCAUUAUACUGUAAACUUCUGUCAGAAUAAAAAUGGGAUUUUUUAAAUUAA
Molecule: messenger RNA, 2140 nt
Organism: Danio rerio (zebrafish)
Lineage: Eukaryota; Metazoa; Chordata; Actinopteri; Cypriniformes; Danionidae
Gene: slc35b1
Product: solute carrier family 35 member B1
Biological process (GO): transmembrane transport; UDP-glucose transmembrane transport
Cellular component (GO): endoplasmic reticulum membrane
Source: RefSeq, marked provisional